AUGUGGUCUCUUGCCACUCUUACUCACAAGGAGUACCAGAUCGUCGAUUUAAAUUCGAGGCUUGAUCUACUUACACCUCACUUGUGCGAAUAUGUCAAGUUCUUCAAUCAUUCUCAGGGCUUGACUUAUUCCACAGCAACCACUGCUGCCACCACUAUCAGCGACAGCACUAAUGCCAACGCGGCAAGCAUUGGGACCGCCAUCAACAUCUGUACAUCGAAUUCUAUUACCGCGAUUAGCGCACCUUUAAGCAGCAUCUCCACCACACUCGGAUUCCCUCCAAGCAUUACGAAUAGCUUGCAUCCUAUCAGAACCGACGUCACAUCUUUCAAUGACAAUCUUGGCUGUACUUACAGCUUAGCUUCUGGCAAAGGAACUAAUAGAGGAACGGGCAUAUCCAAUCUUCCUUGUCUUCCCAAUGGUGGCAUGCGGUCUGGUAAUCAGUCUUAUCAUGCAACUGGGUCGGUUCGUCUAACAGAAGCAUCUCUCACCCCCGAUCCUCUUGCCUAUUAUUGUCCUUUUGGUAAUGCUAGCGGUAGCGGUUUUAUAUCGCCUGAAUUUAUUAGCGAAAAUUCUAACGAGGAAUUAACUUUCGUUGCUUCUGACCCCAACGUAUUAGCUGGCCUGCAGACUCACUUGCAUCAACAGCCCUUCCUUCAACAGACAGCUCACAAUCUACUCCAGCAAGUCCAGCCACAGACACAUCUACUUCACUCUCAACAGCAAGAUCACCAACAAUACCGCCUAGCAGGCCAGACAGUCAACUCAUUGACCUGCAAUACAUCUCUUUCUCCCGCCUUAUCAUUUGCUAUUCGGUCUACUAAUAACAGUUUCUCUGGACAACCUGUUCCCAAUAUCGGAAACAGACCUCUCGUGGGCAAUGCUCGCGUCGGAAUCGAUGCUGGUUCUGAUUCUCUUUUUACAUCCACCUCUACCUUCUCCGAUUAUAAAGCUUCUUCUAGUACCAGUGUCAAUGACGCCUUAGUUAUGCCUUCAUCUACAGGUCUCAAGAAUUCAGAUUACCUCAUGCUGCUGCCGCAGACAGCCCACUCGCCUAGCCCAGGAUCACCCAAUGUUUCGGGCUUGAUAAACGAUGAUUUUUCGGGCUCGUUAUCAUUUGAUGAUCCCGGUUUUUUACGUUCUGGGCAAGUAGGCCUUAAUUUAUUGCCCAAUCAGGCCACCCCCAAAGCAAAUCUUCACUAUUAUCAUCACCACCAGCAAGCAAAUCUACAAUAUCAGCAUCAACAACAAAUGGGUAGGAUAUCUACAUUUUCAUCGGAACCUCUUCUUGAAGAGAGUCAUGAGUCCCGGGAUCUGUUCUCUUCACUUUCGCCAACUGUGGCGCCGUCCCAUGGCUCAAUUUGUUUUCCUGCAUCAGGAUCUUGCUCCAAUGACUCCGAUAAGCAUAAGCCCGCCACAGAGUCAACUCUACCUGGAAUACUCGAGCCUGGGUCUCACGAGGUUCUUUCUAUUCCUGGGUCAAGGGAUUUUAAGACAGAGUCCUGUCAUAUACUCUCACCUGGGGUUCCGACCACUUCUUAUUUAACCAACGAAUCUGCCACUAUAUUUACUAGCCUUACUGGAUCCAACAGGUGUGCAGUGAGUAUAGCGUCGUCUUGUGCAGUUAAACUGCCCGAGUGUACUUCGCCCAACGUCUCACUUUCUUCUGGAUUCUCGAAUCAGCUAUCCCCUGGCCUACAACUAGCCAAUAACAAUCCCAAAGGUCCGAAUCUGGAACUUUCCGCCUCGGUAAAGAUUGACGGUUUAUCUGCAGAUGUUUCGAGUGCGACAGCCUCAACUAACUCAACUAUCUGUCUUCCUAACCCCGAUAUCGGCGUAGGAAUGUCUUCAGACGACUUUUCUUUUUCUGAUGUUGACAAUACCUCCUCUGCUCACCUUUCUGAGUUUAAUAUUAGCUCAGGCGACAAGUCCAAAAAUUCACAGCUACACCAAGUCAAAAGCCUGGUCUCCUCACAUCCUUCCCUUCCUCAGGGCCUUUCUACGUCCUGCGCUGCCACUAUUAUUUCUUCUAUUCCCACUUCUCCCUCUUCGUCUUCCUAUUCUCCUCCUUCCCAGACCCCACUUAAUCAAGUCACUAACCGGGCAGUCUCCAUGGCUUCUUUUCCCUUCUCUGACACUCCACCCUUCUCAUCCCCAAUUAUGGGAGGGACAGUACCUUCAAUUCUAACCACUACUACUAUCACUCCAUUUGUCGUGUCAGACAAUCGUAUUAUCGACCUUGCUUCCAAGCCUUCUUGUUCCGAUGUUAGCAAUAUGGGGCCGGCAGGAUCUACCUCCAUACGCGAAUUACAUUUUGGCCAAAUGGAUUCUAGGCCACCUGACAUGGAUACGAUUAGCUUACACAGUCCGAAGGGAGCGGAGGUAAAUUUUUUGACUUCCAGAUGA
Molecule: messenger RNA, 2406 nt
Organism: Protopolystoma xenopodis
Lineage: Eukaryota; Metazoa; Platyhelminthes; Monogenea; Polystomatidea; Polystomatidae
Source: the annotation of a GenBank genome assembly